This is a messenger RNA of Mercurialis annua (annual mercury), 2981 nucleotides long. Its product is annotated as linoleate 13S-lipoxygenase 2-1, chloroplastic-like. The transcript has 9 exons. The coding region runs from base 187 to 2895 and encodes 902 amino acids. Gene Ontology annotation, molecular function: oxidoreductase activity, acting on single donors with incorporation of molecular oxygen, incorporation of two atoms of oxygen; protein binding; metal ion binding. Lineage: Eukaryota; Viridiplantae; Streptophyta; Magnoliopsida; Malpighiales; Euphorbiaceae. The record is from RefSeq and is a predicted model, not a curated record. Gene Ontology annotation, biological process: lipid oxidation.
CGUUCUAAUAAAUUCUACUCGGAUUGUUCAAAUUAGUCGGAACAGUGGCUCUUGAUAGUAGAUGCAUGAUAAUUGUCAAAAAAAAAAAAUCUGAUUUCUCUAUUUUUCUUCCAUGCCUCUCUCCUUCCUUCUAUAUAAUCACCACCAAAAUAUCUCAUUCCUCUAAACAUAAGAAACUAAAGCAAAAUGUUGAAGCCUCAACUCCACCGAUCUCCUACCUCAACUACCCAUUUCUUGCUCCCUAAACCCUUCAUUCAUGGAAAUGGAGGCCACCAUAAUAAUCUCCCAAUCCUUUCAAGGUGUUUAUUACCUAAAACACAGAGAAAGAUUAGGGUUGGGUAUAAACAUUCUGCAGGGAACGUCGUAAAAGCAAGCAUUUCACAAGAGCUGCAAAAGAUUACGAAAGUGAAAGCUAUAGUUACUGUGAACAGAACUAUCGGCGGAUUCUUGUCGAACGUAGGGAUAGGCCGAGGACUUGAUGAUAUUGCUGAUGUUCUUGGCAAAACUCUCCUCCUUGAACUUGUUAGUUCAGAGCUUGAUUCCAAGACGGGAGAGGAGAAGGCGACGAUAAAAGCGUACGCGCACAAGGAAGACGAUGAAGGGGCGGAAAUAAAAUAUGAAGCAAAUUUUGAGGUGGGAGGUGAUUUUGGAGAAUUAGGUGCUGUUUUUAUUCAAAAUGAGCACCGUAGAGAGAUGUUCGUUAAGGAUAUUGUUCUUGAAGGGUUCAUUACUGGCCCUAUUCACUUGGCUUGUGAGUCGUGGGUUCACGGCAAGAAUCUUGAGCUGCCUAAAAGGCUCUUUUUCACUAAUAAGUCAUACUUGCCGUCACAGACGCCGGAGGGACUAAGGCGGUUCAGAGAGGAAGAACUUCUGAUUUUAAGAGGCAAUGGUGAAGGAGAGCGAAAGAAAGGCGAUCGGAUUUAUGAUUACGAUGUUUACGAUGAUCUCGGUGACCCUGACACUAAUCCUGACCUUAAAAGACCUGUGCUCGGCGGCGAACAGUUCCCUUACCCUCGACGUUGCCGGAAAGGAGCCGCCAGGUCCAACACAGAUCCACAAUCGGAGUCGAGGAGCGGCGGCGCCUAUGUUCCUCGUGAUGAAGAAUUCUCAGAAGUGAAGAACAUAACAUUUUCAGCAAAGACAGUUUACUCAGUGCUGCAUGGAUUGCUACCAUCAUUGGAGACUGUUUUAGUAGAUCCGGACCUUCCAUUCCCAUACUUCACAGCCAUAGAUUCUCUUUUCAACGAAGGAAUCGAUUUGCCACAUAUCGAACGGCAAGGGUGGAGAGAUAUAUUCCCUCGUAUUAUUAAGACUAUAGAAGAUGGGACCAAAGAGAUUUUAGCAUUUGAUACCCCUGAAACAAUGGAGAGAGAUAGAUUUUCCUGGUUUAGGGAUGAGGAAUUCGGUAGGCAGACUGUGGCCGGUCUCAACCCAUUGUGCUUACAAUUGGUCACGGAAUGGCCACUGAAAAGUACACUAGAUCCUGAGAUCUAUGGACCUCCAGAGUCAGCAAUUACUACAGAAAUGAUUGAAGAACAAAUUAGAGGAUUUAUGACAGUUGAAGAGGCCCUAAAACAAAAGAAGUUGUUCAUGCUAGACUAUCAUGAUUUGUUCUUACCUUUUGUGAGCAAAGUAAGGCAGCUCCAGAACACCACAUUAUAUGGGUCUAGGACGUUAUUCUUCUUAAACUCAGAUUCCACAUUGAGACCACUAGCCAUUGAGCUCGUUCGUCCACCAAUGGAUGGAAAGCCACAAUGGAAGCAGGCCUAUACACAAACUUGUGAUGCCACAGGUGUUUGGCUUUGGAGGCUUGCCAAAGCUCAUGUACUUGCACAUGAAUCAGGCUAUCACCAACUUAUUAGCCACUGGUUGAGAACACAUGCUUGCACAGAACCCUACAUCAUUGCAGGCCAUCGUCAGCUUAGCGUGAUGCAUCCUAUUUACAGGCUAUUGCAUCCUCAUUUCAGAUACACAAUGGAGAUCAAUGGCUUGGCUAGAGAAGCACUAGUUAAUGCAGGAGGGAUUAUUGAAUCUGCAUUCUCUCCAGGAAAGUAUAGUAUGGAGAUGAGCUCUGUUAUUUAUGGUAAGGUAUGGAGGUUUGAUCAAGAAGCAUUGCCUAAAGAUCUAAUUAGCAGAGGGAUAGCCGUUGAAGACCCAUCAUCUCCACAUGGCGUAAAAUUAACUAUCGAAGACUACCCGUAUGCCAGCGACGGACUACUUCUUUGGGAUGCAAUUAAAAGCUGGGUGAGUGAUUAUGUCAAUCACUACUAUCCAGACCCAAGUCUGAUACUGUCGGACGAAGAACUCCAGGCAUUUUGGACUGAGGUCCGAACCGUUGGCCACAGCGAUAAAAAGGAUGAACCCUGGUGGCCUGAGCUGAAAACACCCAAAGAUCUGAUAGAAAUCAUCACAACAAUGGUAUGGGUAACUUCAGGACACCAUGCUGCAGUGAACUUUGGACAAUAUGCAUAUGCAGGCUAUAUGCCAAAUCGACCGACAAUUACGAGACUGAAAAUGCCGGAUGAAGAUCCAACAGCCGACGAUUGGAAACUUUUUAUGGAAAAACCUGAAUGCAUACUCUUGUUGACAUUCCCUUCACAGUUUCAGGCAGCAAAAGUAAUAAUUGUUCUAGAUGUAUUGUCUACUCAUUCUCCUGAGGAAGAAUAUCUGGGAGAGAAAAUAGAGCCAGAAUGGGCUCAGGAGCCUCUCAUAAAAGCAGCAUUUGAGAAGUUCAAUGGAAGAUUGAAGACAAUUGAAGGAAUAAUUGAUGAAAGGAAUGCUGAUCCAAAUUUGAAGAACAGAAAUGGAGCUGGAAUUAUGCCUUAUGAGCUUUUGAAGCCAUUUUCUGAGCCUGGAGUUACAGCUAAGGGUGUUCCUUACAGUAUUUCCAUUUGAUGCUUUACUUCUUAUAAAAAAACAAAAAGCCUUCUCUAUAAAUAAAAAAAUUAUUAAUAAAAUUUAAUUUCAAUAUUAUAAAUUCA